UGUAGAUGUUAGUUGUCCCUGAGAACGGACUCGCAGGCAGACACAGUUCGAUCAGAGCAUUUGAUAUAUGUUUAAAAAGUCCAGAAAAACGUUUAAUAUGUUUUUCUAUCUGUUAUUUUAUAAGAAGAAUGUAACGACAUAUAAACAAUUUAAAGAACAUAUAGAUUGAACAAUUACCUGAAAGACCAGACCGGGGAAGAAUUACUCCUGCAUGCUCGACGGUGGCCGUUAAGGACAAAAGUAGCGAGAGAGUAAAUCACGUCCCGCAGAAGGAGACGGAUUUAACUUCUGAUUUCAAAUCUAGAGUUUGAACAUAAUGGACGUUGUGUUUAAUAUGAUGAUGAAUUCCUGUCCAGUGGAAUUCUGAUGUGCAGCAGUUAGCCUGUAGCAGCGGUUAGCUUGUAGCAGCGGUUAGCUUGUAGCAGCGGUUAGCUUCCCCUCGGCUGAAUGGAUGAACACGUUAGCUCCGGUUCAAAGUGACUCGAGUUACUUCGUCUUUAGUUGGUUUGAAGUUUCCUCUGGUGACAGUUCGCGGUUAGCUGCUGUUGCUGCUAGCUAGCUGUGAGCUAGCUUCGAGCUAACAGGCUGCCGUGUCUGCAGAUGAGAGAAGCUGCUGCUGCGCUGGAUCCUCGAGAUGUUGUUCGUUGUGAGCGAACAGGAGAUACUCACACACACAUUAGAUCUGCUGCGGCCUGGUCUCCUGUGCAUGUUGUUCAGGAGGAGAACUGGAGAACUGGGUCUGGACUCCACAGCUUCUCUCUCACAUGAACAGCAGCCUGAGGAUGAGGAUCUCAGGAUCUCAGGAGUUCAGGUCCGACAGCAGCUUCAGGGACUAAUGACGGGAGCUUGUUUUUCAGAGCGGGCCCAGGCGUUCUGGGCGGAGGAGGACGUGGAUCAGAUGUUUAAGGGCGUCUCGUCGUACCUGGACCACCUGAAGAGAGUCCUGAAGAAGAACACGGCCACAGACAGAGAGCUGGUUCAGGGCUUGAAGCUGCUGGAGUCUCUGGACCUGUGUCCCUCGGCUCGGGACUCGUCCGUCCUCCAGGUGGUCAUCGGUGCAGGCGAGGUGCAGCCAGCUGACCUCCCCCGCCACAGUCCCUCCCCCUCGACCUCCCCCGUACCUCCCACUAAUGGCCUGUCCAGCCCUGAAGCGCCCCCUGCUGUCAGAGAGGAGCUGCUGCCUCUGCUGGCCCCUGUCCAGCUGCAGUACCACCCCCACACCUGCAGCAAGACAUGCAUGCCCAGUUUACCCAGCAUGCCUCAGUCCAUGCCUCUGUUCUGGGCACAAAACCCUCUGAAGGUUCCGCUGCUCUGCGGCUUUAAGAGACUGUUUGGCGUGCCGCUGAUGUCAUCUGGAGGGGGGGCGGAGCCUGUGGAGUCCCAGGAGGCGGAGCAGCUGGAUGCAGGCGACCUGGGCGUGGCUUACCGAGCGCCUUGUGGACAGAGGCUUCGUAACCAUGAGGAUGUGAUGGACUUCCUGUUGGCUGCAGAGAUCUGCGACGUCCUGCAGGUCGACUUCUUCACCUUCAACCGCUCUGUUCACUUGGACCCCCCUGUGGCGCCGAGGUCUCAGCGUCCGGAGCUGGACCUGAGUCGUGGCGUGGAGCCCACGCCGGUGGAGCUGUGCCUUAGUGACGGUGGCGCCCGUCCUGCCGAGUUCCGCUACAGGAGGGACCGCUGGCCGCACGGCUGCUUCCUGAGCCGCGACGCCACGCUGUUCACCGCCUGCUGCGACUGCGUGGACGGCUGCACCGACGCACUGAGCUGCGCCUGCAUCGCUAUGAACAGAGGGGGGCGCUGUUACAGCCACCACAGCCUGAGUGAGCCUGAGCCGUCAGGGCUGUAUGAGUGCGGUCCGUGGUGCGGCUGUGAUCGGGCUCGAUGUCAGAACCGUCUGGUCCAGCGGGGGAUCAGAAUCCGGCUCCAGGUUUUCGAGACCGAGGGCCGUGGCUGGGGCGUGCGUUGCCGUGACGACGUGGACCGUGGCACGUUUGUGUGCGUGCACGCAGGUGUGAUCCUGCAGCGGGCCCCCCCCCCCCGGGAGCCUCUGCUGCCCAAGCUGGCCCGGUUCGACCUCCCGUCGGACGACGAGGUGGAGGUCGUCACUGAGUGGCUGGCCCCACCGGUCCUGGAGGGGCGGAGCAACCUGCUGGAGACGUCUCCGCCACCUAAGUCCCCGCCCACCUCCCCACCUCUGCAUGUCCCGGUGAUCCAGAGGCCGCCGGACGCCGCCGCGCUGCAGGUCCAGACGCUGGUUCUGGGAGAGCCGCCGCCCCCUUCAGGUGAGCAGAAGCUCGGCGUUGCCUUCAGGAAGAAGGGCUCAGAGGCGUCGGAGCAGAAGAGUCGGAAGAGGGCGGUGAAGGUGGAGGACGUCCACGUCCUGGACGCCAGCCGGGAGGGAAACGUGAGCCGCUUCAUCAACCACAGCUGCCGGCCGAACCUCUUCAUCCAGAACGUCUUCACCGACUGCCACGACCCCGCCUUCCCCGUCAUCGCCUUCUUCACCAGCAGGAGGCUGAAGGCCGGCACGGAGCUAACCUGGAACUACUGCGCUGGCGGACACGCGGCCGUGCUUCCUAAACAGGAAGUGACGUGUCUCUGCGGGAGCGAUGGUUGUCGAGGUCAGUUCGUCGUCGAGGAAAACCUGUGUGACGUCUGCGAGGUCGAAGGUCAGGAGGCCCGGUGACGAUCCAGGCUCAGACGCUGCAGCUGUCAACACAACACCAACACAUUUCUACUGUUCUGUAAAAACAUGUUUUUUCAUAAUAAAAUGACAAUUUACAAUUAA
Molecule: messenger RNA, 2788 nt
Organism: Pleuronectes platessa (European plaice)
Lineage: Eukaryota; Metazoa; Chordata; Actinopteri; Pleuronectiformes; Pleuronectidae
Gene: setdb2
Product: SET domain bifurcated histone lysine methyltransferase 2
Exons: 12
Coding region: 635-2686 (683 amino acids)
Biological process (GO): negative regulation of gene expression; heterochromatin organization
Cellular component (GO): nucleus
Molecular function (GO): histone H3K9 methyltransferase activity; DNA binding; protein binding
Source: RefSeq, a predicted model, not a curated record